This is a messenger RNA of Toxorhynchites rutilus septentrionalis, 1795 nucleotides long. RefSeq names its product THO complex subunit 4 (gene Ref1). Gene Ontology annotation, biological process: mRNA export from nucleus. Gene Ontology annotation, cellular component: nucleus. Bases 216 to 1025 code for a protein of 269 amino acids. The record is from RefSeq and is a predicted model, not a curated record. The transcript is spliced from 4 exons. NCBI's taxonomy places the organism in Eukaryota, Metazoa, Arthropoda, Insecta, Diptera, Culicidae. Gene Ontology annotation, molecular function: mRNA binding.
ACGCAUUUCUUUUCAUAACUUUUUAGUCAUCGUUCGGUCGUGUUGGUUCCUCGGAAAGUCGGAAAGUACAUAAAAAUAGUUGUACAGAAACCAGGAAAAAUCGUUACUCGCCAAUUCUACAAUUCGCGAUCGCGCGCGGGAUUCGUUAGUACGACGCGAGAGUCGGGAGGAAAUUCUAUUCAAUUUAAACCAGAUCACAUACAGAGCAAGUCAAGAUGGUGGACAAAAUCGAGAUGAGUUUGGACGAUAUCAUCAAAUCGCAAAAACCUCUACGAGGUGGUGGCCGCGGAGGAGUUGCCAAAUCGGGCGGCAGUGGCGGUGCCCCACGAAAUCGCAGCCGAAAUGGCGCUAGCGGAGGCUUUAGACAAAAUCGUGGCCCUCCAAUGGGCGGUGGCGGCGGUGGUGGUGUCUUGAAAGGACGCAACCGAGGCGGAAUCCAGCGAUCAAAAUACGCACGGGGUGACGUUAACAGCGCUUGGAAACAUGAUAUGUACGAAGGAGCCCGAAAAAGCCGUCUGCUGGCUGCGGCUGGAAUCGGUGGCAGCGGUCUCGGCGGAAUUGGCAGCACCAAGCUGAUGGUAUCGAAUCUGGAUUUUGGUGUUUCCGAAUCGGACAUCAACGAGCUGUUUGCGGACUUCGGACCGCUGAAGAGUGCCUCGGUGCACUAUGAUCGUUCAGGGAGAUCACUAGGCACUGCCGAUGUGGUUUUCGAGCGUCGGGCUGAUGCAAUCAAAGCCAUGAAGCAGUAUAAUGGAGUACCCCUGGAUGGGCGACCAAUGAGUAUACAACUGGCCACUUCGGAGAUUCCCGCUCCACGGGUUCCCCGUGCUAGCAGCAGUAUUCCAGCCCGAUCUCCCCGUAGACCCCAGCAGGGUGGUGGUGGACCAAGAGGCAAUCAACCUAAUCGCCGCGGGGGUGGCGGCGGCGGCAGCGGUGGAGGUGGUCCACGACGCCAGCAGCGCGAAACGAAGACAGCGGAAGAGCUGGACGCCGAACUUGAUGCAUACACUAAGGAUAUGAAGUAAUCCUUAGUAAAUGAACUGAGAACAAAAAGUUGCAGCGUGACCUUUGGAAUAAAUACUAGCAUUAGUAAGAAUAAUAUGUUAAGAAAGGGACCUUCUUCAGUUUGUGAAGAGCAUUACAACAGCAGAGCGUAACAAGCAACAACAACAGGCAGCCCUACAAAUGCGCUUGUGACGAAUGUAUAUAAAAUCCAAGCCGAAAGCCUACCAAAUUAGAUCUUCGUCAUUGAGGGCAAGUGAGUGAAGUGUGAGAGGAAAACAAUCAUCAAUAGUCAACGAAAUAUGAAAUCUUGGAAGGCAGACGAAUCGGAAUGCUGUUACUUAUUGAUAUGCAAAGAAGGAAACAUAGUUUUUCUUCACCCUCGAAGGAUUAGAUAAGCGGCGAAUCAUUUCUACUGGAACUAUCAAUGUAGACUAAUUCGUCACAAUGUAAUUCACAUAGUAAAUUAUCACACACUCAUUGAACGCAGAAAGGUUCGCCAAAAUAAUCUUACAUGAAGAAUAUUUGUUUUAAGAUUUACUGAUUUGUGCAGACUCGAAAUCAAUUCCCCGACUAAAUAAAGUUCCACAGUGUAGUUUCAACUUUACACGAACGACGAUAGCAUUUCAUUUUGACAACAAUACGUGUGACAAAUUUGGACGGCAUCAGAAACGGAAUAGUAGAAAUCGAAGUCAAUCUGUGGAAGUGGUGGUGGAAGUCAUUCCUCCGCCCAACAAUUAGUUUGUAGUAAAACUAAGGAUGAAAAAGUAAUAAAUAUAAACACAACACUGUA